AUGGUGUUUGGUGAGUUUUUCUGUCACCACGGACAAGGCAAGGAACUGGUGAACUUGAACGUGGGGGACUUUAAGCAGUCUGUGGCUCAGAGAACCUUGCUGCAGUUCCCUCACACCCACCUUGGGAAGCUGCUCAGCUGCCACUUGGUAGAGGUCAUCCUGGUGUGUGAUGAUUACAGUGUGGCUGACAAAGAGUACUACUUCGACCUGAACCCGUCCUUGUUCAGAUAUGUUCCGAAGUUUUAUUACAUGGGGAAGCUGCAUGUCAUGGAGGAGCUGUGUGUGUUCUUAUUCUGUCAGGAGAUAGAGUACUGGGGCAUCAACGAGCUGUUCAUUGACUCCUGUUGUGGCAGUUGCUACUAGGAACACAAGGAGGAGAGCCAACACAAGGACUGGGAGCAGAAAAGCAAUGACACUAGCACUGACUCCUCCUUUGAAGAGUCUUCUCUCUUCGAGAAGGAGCUGGAGAAGUUUGACCACCUGCAAUUUGGUCAGCUCCAGAAGAAAAUAUGGAUUCGCAUGGAGAACCCAGGGUCUGCCAAGCUGAUGGCUGUCUCAUCCUUGAGUGUGGUGCUGGCCUCCAUCUUGGCCAUGUGUGUGCACAGCAUGUCAGAGUUCCAGAAGGAGAACAGAGAGAUGGACCACCCCAUGCUGGAGGGCUUGGCGAUUGCAUGCAUUGCUUGCUUCACUGGGGAGCUUGCCAUCUGGCUGGCUGCUGUUCCCUGUCAAAAGAAAUACUGGAAGAAUCCUCUGAACGUAAUUGACUUUGACCCUAUCAUUCCCUUCUAUGCCACUCUGGCAGUAGACAGCAAGGAAGAAGAGAGCAAGGACAUCGAGAACAUGGGCAAAGUGGUCCACAUUCUCCAGCUCAAGUGGAUUUUCCUCAUUCUGAAACUUGCUCAACACUCAGUAGGACUCAGUCUUGGGGACAUGCAUAGACACAGCUACCAUGAGGUUGGGCUGUUGCUGCUUUUCCUGUCUGUCUGCGUCUCCAUCUUCUCCGUGCUUAUCCACUCUGUGGAGAAAGAUGACCGAGGAUCCAGCAUCAGUAGCAACCCCAACCUGGGACAUUUAUGCCCAGAAGGUUCAUGUCUUCAUCGUCAGCCUGCCCUCUGUGGGCAUUGUGCUCCAGAGAGCGCUGAACUGCCUCAGGUGGUCAGAGGCCGGCAAGGGAGUCUCCACCUCCUCAUCAGCGGCAGCCAUUCGGAUCUCUCAGGCGCCGAGGGGUUGGGGCCCAUUGGCUGGGGUCCGCUGCCAGUCUCCAGAGGGGGUGUGUUGAAGGUGGGGUCUCAGGCCGCCCGCGAGUCCCGGCUGCUCACUGUACGCUGGGUGGUGGGCGAGCUUCAGCGUACGCCGGGCUGCUGGGGACUUGUGAAUAGUUCAGAGAAAGCUAGAACAAGCCACAGACGGAGUGAGGGUGAAGGAGUGCGAGUGCCAGGACUUAAAGGAGUUGGGGCGAGAAAGCGAGGGCCCGAGAACCCAAGAUAA
Fukomys damarensis (Damara mole-rat) is the source of this 1488-nucleotide messenger RNA. RefSeq names its product potassium voltage-gated channel subfamily S member 3. The record is from RefSeq and is a predicted model, not a curated record. Gene Ontology annotation, biological process: potassium ion transmembrane transport; protein homooligomerization. Gene Ontology annotation, cellular component: membrane; voltage-gated potassium channel complex. Lineage: Eukaryota; Metazoa; Chordata; Mammalia; Rodentia; Bathyergidae. Gene Ontology annotation, molecular function: voltage-gated potassium channel activity.